CCAAUGUCCUAAGCUGGCGUCCACACCACCUAGAAUCUGACUUCCUGCACGUGGGAUUUGACUUCUGGUUCCGGAGAAUGGAAUUUUGGUUGUAUAAUUCCCACAAUCACUUCGAGCCUAUUUACCAGUUGUGUCAUAUUGUAGGGAGAACAAUGACGUGGAGGGUUUUAGUGCUUGCUGCGUUCGGUUCUGCUAUUUUGGGCCAAGUGAAGUUGCAACAGUGCGGGAAGAAACCUGCUCAAAGACCUUGGGGCACGCAGAUCGUUAACGGGCGUACUGCUGAUAGGGGUUCCUGGCCCUGGCAGAUAAGCCUCCGCUUCAGUGUCAAUGCUACCGGUCAGGAGCCUUUCAGACACACAUGUGGAGGAGUCCUUGUACACGAGAACUGGGUCUUAACAGCGGCGCAUUGUAUUGAUGCCGAGGCUGGUGGCGACAAUCCUGCUCGAGAAGAUGUCAACAACUUUGUGGUGGUACUAGGAGUUCAUGAAUGGAAUCUAACUGGAUCUGAGCAGGUCGUCAGAGUUACACGAUUUGAAAAACAUAAUAGAUUCCAGGCCGCGCCUGAACUCGGAUUCCCAAAUGACAUCGCGUUGAUCCGUCUGGCGGAGCCUGCACAGGUGAAUAGAGCCGACAUAGAGCCAGCGUGUCUUCCAGAUUCAAUGCUUCUCAAUGUUUCUGGAAACCCCAACUGUUGGAUCAGUGGCCUCGGCCUCACUAACUUUUUUGACUAUACAUUACCGGACGAGUUGCAAGAGGCUCAUAUUCCGGUGUUGACUUACGAGGAAUGUAGUUGGGAGGUGCGUCUUUUGAUCUAUCUGCGUCAAACGCAUCUGUGUAUCAGUAAUGGCGACGACGACGUACCCGUAGCAUGUCAGGGGGACAGCGGAGGACCGUUAUCGUGCCUAGUGACUGACAGCGCUGGGAACGAGAGGUGGACGGUCUCCGGAAUUACAUCUUUCGGACUAGCAGGGUGUGAGGGCUUUCCGAGUAUAUACACGAAGGUAGCCUCCUACAGAGACUGGAUUCUCGACAGAAUAUAUACUUAGAAAUUAUAACUUGUACAUUAGCAAAUAUAUAAGAAAUAAAUACAUAUAGGGUGCAAA
Owenia fusiformis is the source of this 1103-nucleotide messenger RNA. The record is from the annotation of a GenBank genome assembly. NCBI's taxonomy places the organism in Eukaryota, Metazoa, Annelida, Polychaeta, Sabellida, Oweniidae.